AAUAACACGAGCCACCGAAAAGUCUCUCCGGUGCUUGACGCGCAUGGAUCCUCUUCUCAAUAUUACCAUCGCUAGAUCGUUCACCUGCCACCAACGACCCGCAAUUUACCGUUAAUUUUCAUCGGUUAAGGUUUGUUGACUUGCGCUAUCGAUCGUCAUUACUCCACUGUAAUAUUCGCGAAGACGGAAAAAGUGAAUGAUGAGGCAGUGUCAUUUGUGCGUUACUGGGGUCUUUCUGCUCGGACUGACAGUGUCAGCACUGGGAGACGAUGCCCUCGACGGAAAUACAGUCACCGGACGGAACGGAAGCAUCGGACUCAUCACGAAUUUUAUUGAUUCUCUGCUCGGCCACAGCGAUUCUCAAGGCCGAACAUUCGGUAUGAAAAGAAUACAGUUCAUGCUCAUGCCAAUGAUGUAUAAAAUGGGAGUUAUGAUGACCCUCUUGAUUGUUCUCACUGUCAUGUCGAUGAAGGGCCUGAUGAUCGGCAUUAUGCUACUGGUUUUAAAGUUGAGUGCGUUCUUCGGUAAAUUUUACGCAUCACUAUCAUCACAGCAACACGCGGCGUGGUCACCAGCGGCCCAACCAGUUCAUCUCCACGUACACGGGGGAGGUCAUCAUCAACCUCACUACACCCCGCACUACGACCCAGGCCAGUGGGAGCCGGCCAAUAAUCCAAGUGGAGAAGACCACUAUUAUUACAAAGGAUAAUAGUUCGUUCGAAUUUUUCUCAAUUAGACAAAUUUUCCUCACCUAGAUUGCCAUUUGAGAUUGCCAGCAAUGAGAGAGAAUGGCAGUGAUAAUGGCCAUAAUUUCCGUCUGCGCAAGUAGGUUUUUUUUAAUAUGUGUCCUGGAGGGAGACCGUAUGGACAUAUUGUUGUGUAGAUUAGUAUUAGAAAACCAAACAGAAAAAACCAAAACUCAUGUAAAAUAUCUGUACGAUAAAUAUUAUAUAUUUCUUUACGUUUACUCAUCAUUCUGUAUCUUCCUAAUUAUUUGAUAAGUUGUUUUUAUCAAUCCUCACAUCCAC
Molecule: messenger RNA, 1028 nt
Organism: Diachasmimorpha longicaudata
Lineage: Eukaryota; Metazoa; Arthropoda; Insecta; Hymenoptera; Braconidae
Product: protein apnoia
Exons: 3
Coding region: 197-709 (170 amino acids)
Source: RefSeq, a predicted model, not a curated record